Molecule: messenger RNA, 2193 nt
Organism: Styela clava
Lineage: Eukaryota; Metazoa; Chordata; Ascidiacea; Stolidobranchia; Styelidae
Molecular function (GO): scavenger receptor activity; calcium ion binding
Source: RefSeq, a predicted model, not a curated record
AUAUUUUAAAUGCGUAUCUGAUUCAGUCGAUCUUGCUGUUGAUCCGUUUUUACGUAUCAUGGACACGGGUUCGGGGACCCAUAUGUCACCUAUGGUUCAUAUGGGACCAAUAUCUCCAGAAUCAUGGCCCGGUAAAAGAUUAAGCAUGUUCCCCGAAGCUGGAAUGAAGCGAACAGGAGUAUUUUCGUGCACAGCUGGAAGUGGAAGAAAUACAGAGAUAAUCCAGGCAAUAAAGAUUGGUACAAGUGGUGGAAUAUGGCCUGAGAAAUUCACUGUCACAGUCAACGUUGGUGAAAACGUUUACCUAAAGUUUCUAUCUCACGAUGAUAAACAAACAGUAUGGAGACACCACGGACAAGUGAUACCACAGGAAAGUGAUAUGGUCCAUUCCAUUUCAUCAAUAUCCAAAUCGCACGCUGGAAUAUACGAGUGUUACAGUGCUCCACGAGACAAACAUUCUAUUCAAUCUUACAGGCCGUCGGAUCAGGGCAUCAUGAGACUGAUAGUGCGAGAAUGUGCAGAAGGGAGAUGGAAUCCGCCCUAUUGUGGACGAACAUGCAAAUGCAAAAAUGGAGGUUUCUGUGAUGACAAAACAGGAGAAUGCGUUUGUCCACCCGGAUUUAAAGGAACCAACUGCGAAUCUGCUUGUGGUGGUAAUAGAUUUGGAGCAGAUUGUCAGUUUUCAUGUAAGCAAGGUGGAUCAAGCUAUGGAGAAGAUGCCGAAGAAUGUAAAUCAAGGCAAUUUUGCCUUCCAGACCCAUACGGUUGUUCAUGUGGUACAGGAUUUCAAGGAUUAGAGUGCAGCGAAGGAUGUACAUUGGGAUCAUACGGUGCCGAUUGCAAGCAGGAAUGCCACUGCAAACGUCCAGAUUUGUGCAAUCGUUUUACCGGAUCAUGUACCAUGGGAUGCGCAGCAGGAUGGAUGGGGCCUUCGUGCCAGGAAGAAUGCGAGCCUGGCGCAUGGGGUGAAAAUUGCGAACAAAAAUGUCAUUGUGAUGGAGAUGUUCCAUGUGAUAAAGUUAAUGGAAAAUGUCCUGGAGGACAAUGUGCACAUCCGUUCACAGGGAGAAGCUGCCAGACAGAUGUCAUAGACGAAUGUGAAUCCAACCCAUGCCAACAUGGAGGAACUUGUACGGACCGCGUUUUGUUAUAUGAGUGCACAUGUGUGAACGGUACCACCGGAAAAAGCUGUGAAAUAGAUAUUGAUGAUUGUCAAAGUUCUCCUUGCAAAAAUGGUGGAUCAUGCAUAGACGACGGCAUUUUAAAGUUUAAAUGCGAAUGCCAGCCUGGAUUUAUAGGGAGAAUAUGUGAAACAGAUAUUGACGAUUGUCAAUCUAAUCGUUGUGACAAUGGAGCUACAUGUGUUGAUAAAAUUGACGAUUACAGUUGUAGUUGCAAAUCAGGUUACAUUGGAAAAUAUUGCGAAGAAAUAUGUCCUCCAGGAAGUUAUUAUGAUGACAAAUUUGUUGCAUGCUCGCUUUGUGACAUAACGUCGUAUCAGGACAAACCGGGACAAGCAUUCUGCAUUCCUUGUCCAAUGGGAACGGAAACACAACAGAACGGAACAACAUCUGUAUCUGAAUGUCUUGCUGACAAUAUAUUACAGGUGAACGCAUCUGUGGACAGUUUAAUUUUUAUAAUAGUUGGAAUAGUCGGAGCAUUGAUCGUGGUGGGCGCAGGAGUUUUAAUAUGGUAUUAUGGUUACCAUAAAAAGAAAAAUAGAUUAGAAAGAGUAACAAUACGACGAGCUUGGUGAAUUUACAAGGCAAAUAAUCGUUUGUAGACGUAAAGUGUGGACUGAGUGUAACUUGUUCGCAAUGCUCGGAUUUCAAUAUUGAUUCGAAAACUAAUUGAGUUACAUUUGAAACAAUUGGAUUAUUACAUGGUUGGAUUUACAUGCAAACUUGGACUGUUCAGUUAUCUUAGUUAAAACAAAUGUCGCAAUUAUUGGUACUUGGAAAAACUCAGACUAAAUAUCAUAGAAUCGUUUGUAGACGUUAAGUGUGGACUAAGUGUAAAAUGGUUGAAACCUGUUCGCAAGGCUCAGAUUUCAAUAUUAAUUCGCGAACUAAUUGAGUUACAUUUGAAACAAGUGGAUUAUUUGGAUUUACAUGAAAACUUGGACUGUUCAGUUAUCUUAGUUUGAACGAAUUUUGCAAUUAUUGGUACUUGGAAAAACUCAGACUAAAUAUC